Molecule: messenger RNA, 818 nt
Organism: Guyanagaster necrorhizus
Lineage: Eukaryota; Fungi; Basidiomycota; Agaricomycetes; Agaricales; Physalacriaceae
Exons: 2
Coding region: 297-818 (173 amino acids)
Source: RefSeq, a predicted model, not a curated record
CCCUUUUGUCUCCCCAACUGGACAGGGAGAUUCCUUCUCCACGCACCAUUUUCAUCAGUGUUAUCGAUGCACAUACCCUAUCAGGACUUUUCCGUAACCUCACCGGUGCAAACCCUGCGGCCAAAUUGAAUGAGGUCAUAACACUACUUGAAAUCCGGGGGCAUUGGAUAUCGAACGGUUGCUCAUUCUGACUCGGCCUUCUCUUGAGCCUCUGACUUUUGAAGAUCCCUUAGCAUUUUUUUUCACCACCGAUGGAUUUUACCUACUAUUUUAAGCUGAGGACGCUGUGCUAACGGAUGCCGUUGAACGCCUUGACAGCUCCACCCGAAUCCGAAUACAUACAGCCCUUUUCGGACUCGCUCGCAACGCUGCCUCACACCACCCUGCUUGUGAUGCUGAGUCUAACGCAACAUGCAGGCGACGCCAUUGUGCAGAUUAACAGCCAGUCGUUGGCACUUGGGGAUAUUUUCAGUCAACACAAGCAAACCUACCUUCACAUCGUUUCUGGAAGCAUCGGACCCAACGACAUUAACAAUGGAAAUACUAGUGGCGGAAAGACUUGCUCUCUCAUGCAUGGUUCAGUGCCCGAUCAUCGUGCGCGAGGAAGGGCGCUUCUUGUUAAUGCGCCGAGUUUGGGCGACGGUACAUUGACGGAAAUCUCACCAUUCGGCACCAUUUUUAGCGAUACUCAGAUGAAUGUUUCCGCUGUAUAUACCAAUCCAAACACGCACACAGUUAAGGCAGGCUACAGCAGCGACGAAAAUUGGAGAUAUUGUCAUAAUUUGGAAAUGACGCGUAUUCUUGGCAGUGCCGUGUAG